AUGAUCAUCGAGAAGUUCGCGGAUAAGAAGGAGAUGAGUGAUGGAUUUUUCUAUGAUUAUGUAGUCGAUGAAGGGGGUCGAUUAACUCGCAUUUUUUGGGCAGAUGUUAUUGGACGAAGAAAUUACGAUGUAUUUGGAGAUGUGAUCUCAUUUGACUCUACAUAUUCCACAAACAAGUACAACAUGAAGUUUGUUCCAUUCACUGGUCUCGACAAUUAUAAGAAGUGUGUUGUAUUUACAGCAGAAUUGAUAGCUAAAGAGGACAUUGAUAACUAUGUCUGGAUUUUUGAGGUAUUCAUGAAAUGCAUGAUUCGCGAGCCAAAGUGUAUUGUUACAGAUCAGUGCCCUGCCAUGAAGCAAGCUAUACCAACCGUCUUUAGAGAAGCACGUCACCGUUUGUGCAUGUGGCACAUUAUGAAGAAAUUUAACCAAAAGCUGGCAAAAUGCAUUUCGAAGAUGGAUGAUUUCAAGAGGAAGAUCAAUGCACUGAUUUGGAGUAAAGAUAUAGAUCCAGCAACAUUUGAAGUAGGUUGGAAAGAUGUUAUGAAAGAAUUUAAGCUUGAAAGUAAUGAAUGGUUGUGUGAACUGUAUAACAUUUGGGAGUCAUGGAUUCUAGCCUAUUAUGCUGAUGAUCUAAUGGCUGGUUUAUUGCGUACUACAUCAAUAUCAGAGAGUGAGAAUAGUUUCUUUGACAAAUUCAACCGUAGAUCUGACACAUUGACAGAAUUUUAUCCCCGAUACGAGAGUGCUAUGGAUAAGCAAAGGCAUACAAAUGUAAGAUUAAACUAUGAAGGAACAAAGUCGAUGCCAAGAAUGGACACGCCAUUGUUAUUGGAGAGGGAUGCAGCAGAGUCUAUAUCAGAACAAGAUGGUGUGAAGAUUUUUUCCAUAAAGGACAAAAAGAGACAUGGAAAAAUAUUUGAGGUGAAACAUGUUGUUUUGAAUAAUGACGUGCAAUGUUUAGAUGGUGAGAGACUUGACUACCUGGAAGGGAAGUUGAAGGAGUUGAAGCACAGUUUGCGUGAAUCUAGUUGGAAAUCUGACACACAAAACAAAAAUGAUGUAAUGGAGUUUUUUGUUGGCUCAAAAAUACCAGCUAAAGUGAUUGUUAAACCUCCCAUUGAAGGUAGAAACAAUGGGUGUGGACGGAGAAUUGUUGGUGAUUAUGAGAAAUCAAUUAGUCAACGAAAGAAGAAGGUGCCAAGGCUGUGUAAUAUGUGUAAAAAAAUCGAUUUCCAUGACACACGGACAUGCCCAUUAAAGAAAACAUUACAGCAGAGUGAUGUUUAA
Molecule: messenger RNA, 1290 nt
Organism: Asparagus officinalis (garden asparagus)
Lineage: Eukaryota; Viridiplantae; Streptophyta; Magnoliopsida; Asparagales; Asparagaceae
Product: protein FAR1-RELATED SEQUENCE 5-like
Exons: 6
Coding region: 1-1290 (429 amino acids)
Biological process (GO): regulation of DNA-templated transcription
Source: RefSeq, a predicted model, not a curated record